Molecule: messenger RNA, 2121 nt
Organism: Durio zibethinus
Lineage: Eukaryota; Viridiplantae; Streptophyta; Magnoliopsida; Malvales; Malvaceae
Product: protein TIFY 8-like
Biological process (GO): response to wounding; regulation of defense response; regulation of jasmonic acid mediated signaling pathway
Cellular component (GO): nucleus
Source: RefSeq, a predicted model, not a curated record
UUGCACAAUUCUCAAGAAGUAUAUAUCCCAACCAAACAAAUAAAAAAAGUUAAAAAAAGGGAAAUUGCAAAGACAAAAAUUACCAAACUCCCCACCUCGUAUUUCACUUCACUUCUCUCUCUCUCUCUCUCUGUGUCGUUAAGAAAGAACUGAAAAAAUACAAACACAAACGAAGACAUUUGUGCCGGAGAACAAAACAACCCAACAUUCGGACACUGAUCGAAUCAAACAGAGAGAGAGAGAGAGAGAGAGAGAGAGAGAGAGAAAAAAAACCCAAUUUAAACUGAGAGAACAACCCCCCAAAAAGAGAACCUUUUGCUUUUUAAUGCUCUCUCUCUAAAAGGACUUUGAGUCUGAGUUUCUCACACUCUCUCUCUUUUUUAAAAAUCGUGCUCUCUUUUUUCACUUUUUGCUUUCUCUUUUUAACUAAAGAGUUUGAGAGAGAAGUGAGAAGGUAGGCUAUGGUGGAGCAGCAGUAGCAACUGCAGAAGAAUGAUGAUGAAGUGGAGAUAUCGGUGAUGAUGGUGAAAUGGCUGUACUGAAAAUGGCUCAACAAAGCAAAACUACCAACACCAACAAUGCCAACACUAACAACAUUUCAACCCAUUUGCAACACCAACAAGUAAAGCCAACAAUGUUUCAUGAUUUCCUGGGCAUGAAAGCUACAGAAUCCCCUGUCGUUUUGGCCCCUAAGGCCAAUGAUGCAAGGUUUUCGGAGGCUUCCCCUUCUGCUUCAGCCUCUAUUGGUGCCUCUUCUGGCGGUGGUGGUGCUGGCCGUGGGCCCAUCUCUUCCACCUCGGAUCUGGGUUCUGUAGAAAGACAGGUUGGAAAUCAUCUUGAGGGCAUUCCGUACUAUGGUCCAAGGAGUGAAAUAUCUGGGCCAGAGAUAAGCAACAGAUUGGUAAGAAGUAAGAGAAGCAAUCCAGAUUCGGUCUUUAUGGGUCAUGAAUCUCUUGAGAGCUUGCAUUUGAUGAAGAUGCUUCACAAUGGGGCUGGGGGAGAGAGACCUAGAAGGUCCAAUGAGGAUGAAGUGUUUCUUGGUAUGCAGUCAAUGAGACCUUCUUCUGCAUCUCUUAUAUUACAUCCUCCCCCUGGUAGCAGACUUGAAGGCAAUUCUUCCAAAUGGGAGAGGUCUGUCCCCAUGAUAGGUUCUGCAGUUCAGAAUGCAUCACGUGGUGGUCACUUUGUGCCUUUUAUGGCUCAAGUAUCUUCAAACAGGUUCAAGGAUACAAAUGUUGGUCCUUCUGUUAUCUCUCAGGCAGCUGCUGAUGAAGGAUCUAGAACUGGAAUUAAAGGCACUGGAAUUUUGAGUUAUAUUAAUUCAAGUGGUGUUUCCACUGAGAAAAACUCAUCUGGGGUAAUGCCAAAUGGGAGCAGGCCAAAGUCUGGAGCUCAUAUUUCUGAUCCGGAGUCGUCAGUUCCUCCAAGUCGACAAGGAUUAACAUCUGCCAGCCAGCAAAUGACUAUAUUUUAUGCUGGUCAGGCUCAUGUCUUUGAUGACGUGCAUCCAAACAAGGCAGAUGUCAUAAUGGCGUUGGCUGGAUCAAAUGGAGGAUCUUGGUCGACAACUUACUCUCCUAAAUCUGCUGUGAGGCCAGUUAGUGAAAAUUAUUCACCUAGUGGAGAACCUGAAGCAGUGGGUAGCAUGGCAUUCUCGCGGGAAUUUCGAGGGAGGAUAAGUGUUGCUGGUAAUACUAGUCAAGGAACUGGUUCUGGUGAACGAAUCUCAACACAAGCAGGGGUUCCUCAAGGCACCGUUGCUAUUGCGAAAGAUGCAAGAAAUCCAAUUCAAGCAGCAGAGCCUAGUACUGAAGAUAAAAGAGUGGUAUAAAGUUAAGGGAGUUCGGAAUUGCUUUGAAUCUAUUAACCUGGCUUAUUAGUAAGAACGAACCGUGUCUUAUCUAUUUCGUCAAUGCUCAACUUUUUUCUUUUCUUUUUUUUUUUUUUGAAUUUUCUCGCGUUAUUAACCUUUUUCAGAAGUAAAGAUAGGGUGGGUGGUUUGGUUUAUCAAUUAACCAUCAGCUGCAGAUCUUUCUAAGCUUCACAUGUGCUCUUAAUUUGCUCUAAUUAAUCUUUAAUCCAAUACAUAAUAUGCUAAUAGGUGAAUACUCUUUGAACUCA